This is a messenger RNA of Closterium sp. NIES-65, 1365 nucleotides long. NCBI's taxonomy places the organism in Eukaryota, Viridiplantae, Streptophyta, Zygnematophyceae, Desmidiales, Closteriaceae. The record is from the annotation of a GenBank genome assembly.
AUGGGGGCCUCUCUCACCAUAGCAGUUACGAGAGUGGCUUACAUGGCGUGCCCGCCUGAGGAGUCGUGCUGUUGGAGCUGGAGGACUGGUGGUGCUGUAGGAGUUGGAGGUGCCGGUUUGGGGUUGCUGCUGCUGGAGGCACUGGAGCUGGAGGCCCUGGAGCUGGUGCUAUCGACCCUGGAGUUGGAGACCCUGAAGCUGGAGGUGCCGGUUCUGGAGGCACUGGAGCUGGAGGUGCUAGAGCUGGAGGCGCUGGAGCUGGAGGCACUGGCACUGGAGGCGUCGAGGCUGGCGGCCCUGGAGUUGGAGCUGCUGGUCUUGGAGGUGCUGGUAGUGGCCGUACUGGAAUUGCCGGUGCUGCUAGUGCUGGAGGUGCUGCUGGUACGGGCCACGCUGGUCCCGGAGGUGCUAGUACUGGAGGUGCUGGAGCUGCCGGGGCUGGUGGCGCUGCAUGCUCUGGAGCUGGAGGCGCUGGAGCUAGAGGCGCUGGAGCUGGAGGUUCUGGAGCUGCUGGAGGCGCUGGAGCUGCUGGUGCUGAUACUGGGGGUGCUGCGUGUUCCCCUGCCGUCUCCUCUUGCGUCCUCUCUUCCUGCCGGUCCGGACCCUGAGUCUGACCUAGUUCGUGCUGCCAGUCUUACUGUCACGCGUCUCCUAGCCAGUGUUGUCACUGACCCUUCGUUUGAGUCUACUGCCGCGUCUGCCUUAGUCGCUGAGCUUGUUGACUUUGCUGCUGCUUGUCGUCUCGACUACACCACUAGUCUUGUUGCUGAGUCUGAGUCUGCUUGUCCUCCGUCCGUCGGAGGUGACUGUGCUCUUCGCACAGACGUCCUUGAGGAUAGGCAGGAGGACUUUGAGUGUUUUGCAGCUGCUGUACCUCAUCUCGUGUCCAUGCUGAUUGCACAUGAGGGAGACCCGGAUGCACCAGACAUCCCGACCCCGCGCUCUUACACAGAGGCGAUUGAGGGUCCCUACUCCUCUCAGUGGCAGUCAGCCAUGGACGCAGAGAUGGCAUCCUUGAAGUUCACGGGCAAUUACGUUGACGUAGUUCCCCCACCUGUAGCGAACAUCGUCAGUGGCAUGUGGAUUUUCAGGGUGAAGCGGCCGCCGGGCUCUCCGCCUGUCUUUAAGGCGCGUUACAUUGCACGAGGCUUCAGUAAGAGACAGGGAGUUGACUUCUUCCAGACCUUCUCCCCUACCCCGAAGAUGACCACUCUUCGGGUGCUGCUGCACGUCGCCGCUCAGCGUCACUACGAGCUUCACUCUCUUGACUUCAGCACAGCUUUCUUGCAGGGUAGCCUUCACGAGGAGAUCUGGCUGCGCCGUCCACCUGGCUUCACUGGGUCGUUUCCUGCAGGUACCCGGUAG